AGGAGAUACAUUAAAUGCAAAUUAUUGAAUAAUAAAUGUAAUUAGUAAAUUUAAUAUAAUUGAGUUGACUUACAAAAAUGACAAUAUACAAUAUUUAUAUAUUCGAUCGUUUGGGAACCCUUUUACAUUACGCUGAGUGGCACAGGACAAAACAAUCAGGAAUGACAAGAGAGGAAGAAGCCAAACUUAUGUACGGCAUGUUAUUUUCAAUUAAAUCAUUUGUUAGUAAAAUAUCUCCGUUAGACCCUAAAGAAGGAUUUUUGUACUACAAAACUACCAAAUAUGCCCUGCACUAUCUAGAGACCCCGUCAGGACUAAAGUUUGUUUUGAACACAGAUCCUGGAGCUAUCGGAGUGAAAGAAUUGCUCCAACAGUUGUAUAGUCAAGUGUGGGUUGAAUAUGUUGUGAGGAAUCCUUUGUGCAAUCCAAGACAACCUGUGACAUCUGAACUGUUUAAAACAAAACUUGAUGCAUUUGUUAAACAAUCGCCCAUGUUCCAGAAGAAUUUAUAGUACUGAGGAAAUAUCACUUAAAAGUGUAAAAUAUAUUUAAAAUAUUUUAUUUAUAAAUGCAUUACAACUGUUGUCAACAGACGACAUAGAUACAUACAGUGGGUGAAUUAUAAAAUGUCUGUCA
Messenger RNA from Ctenocephalides felis (cat flea), 636 nucleotides. It is a transcript of the gene Bet5, whose product is annotated as trafficking protein particle complex subunit 1. The record is from RefSeq and is a predicted model, not a curated record. The transcript has a single exon. Gene Ontology annotation, cellular component: TRAPP complex. The coding region runs from base 78 to 512 and encodes 144 amino acids. NCBI's taxonomy places the organism in Eukaryota, Metazoa, Arthropoda, Insecta, Siphonaptera, Pulicidae. Gene Ontology annotation, biological process: endoplasmic reticulum to Golgi vesicle-mediated transport.